AAAGCGAAAGAAAUUCUUUUUUCGUCUAUUCAAUUUUAUAUACAUAUAUAUAUAUUUUAUCGUUUUGGUAAAAGAGAAAUCUUCAAGUGCACAUCGCAACGCGAAGAAUUUACGGCCGGGUAAAACACGAAGGGCAGAAAUCGCCUUUGGCCUCUGCCGGUAAUAAAAAAAUAACAUUCGGCUUGCAAUUGCAACAGAAAGCCUCUCGUAGCGUUACAAUCGCAUUAGUUUACAUCAUGGUUGCCCUAGAAUCCUCUGAACUGUCAACGUCGAUCAAUUAGCGGCAUAAUGUCCAAUAAAGGAGCAACUAAAAAAACUGGACCUAAAGACGAAGUCAAGGCACGCGUGCGGUCGAAAUCGAAAACGUCAACCGGCAAUGAAAGCAAUGCGGAAACGUCGAAAAAAUCGGAUUCUAAUCUUCCGAGGAAGUCCCAGACUGUCGGGCACAGAGGAGACGGAGACAGAGUGUCCAAAUCGUUACAGAAUACCUUAACGAGGACACAAUCGAUUAAGAAUGCUAACAAGCCGCCCGUUGAAUCCUCUCGAAAUAAGACUGUCAAGCAAGUAUCCUCAACGUCGAAAUCUAGUUCACUUAACGUUUCGUCCAGUCAUUCAUUAACGAAGAAGACAAUCUCCAAGACAAGACUCGAAAAUGCAGUCAAAUCAAGCGACGACAGUAUGAUGAAAAAGAGAAAGUCCAGAGAACAAGUGGGAUAUUCGGAGAAGAGAGGUCAGAGUACGAUAUAUGUGCCAAGAUCGACCACAGAUAAGCUUAAUGUUAAAUCCAACGAGAAGAUUGUGCAUCGGACGUCAAGGGAUAAGGAAAAAUCGCAAGACUCUUCUGCACCUGACCGAACUAAGUCACGCAUGUCGUCCAGAGAACGUAGGAAAUCCAGAACGUUAAGUCCGAGCGAGGUAAGGAUGCUGCACAGCGCCGUAAGGAGACCGGACGUCGUGGAAAAAGUAGAGCGGAAGAAAGGUGUUUUAACGGACAGCCGUUCUCAUACGCAAGCAGACUCGGAUGAGGCAGAUUACGAUUAUGAAGACGAUUUUGAGGAUUACGAGUCGGACUUUCAAGAAUGCACUGACAGCGAUACUCCCUCAAUUAGCGAAAAAUCAGAUAGCAGUGGAAGCAAUUCUCACUUAGAACCUAUCGAAUUGCGCAUCCGAGAGAAGAGGAGCACGGAACACGUGAAGGUCGAAGAGGAACGUAUGCUCGAUUCGGGACAUUACGAUCUCGCGGAAGCGAGAAAACGGGCAGCGCGGGUGGAAUCUGUGCUUUUAACGCAAUCCAACACGCCGCCGUUACCUGAAUUAAGAGAGCCAGUUGGCAAAACGUUUAGCGACGAUAGACCGGCGGAAAAUAAAUCUUUGCCGUCGUCUACCGAUGAAGGCUUCGAGGAUAGCCGCUCUGAGGACUUUACUCGAUCUCCGCCGCUGUCACAAAUACCAUUUAUCGAUUUUCGUAAACCGAAAGAGAAUCGACGUGAGGAGAUCACCUCGCGCAAGCCUCGAAGCAGAGGCGAAGAAUUAUUGGAAAUGAUAAAGCUGGACUUUAUGGAAUGGUCGUUACUAGAAUGCAGUCCUAUACCUUAUGAUGAAUUCAUAAGAAACUACGGAAAAUUAAAUACGCAACAAGUAUUCACCCAAACCGGCGACGACAAUAUAGACAUCGAGAUACAAACGGACGAUGUGCCUUGUAAGAACAAGUGGACGCAGUUUCCCGUAACUUGUAGAAAAGAAUUGCGUGACAAACAAGAUAUAAAUUUAUUUAAAAUGGAACAAAUCGGCGUUGGAAGUGAUUUUGACGAGAUGGACGAUAUAAGUUUUUUGUCACGGCCGUCUUAUGAUGUAUUGCGAUUAAAUGAUUUUCUCAAUCGCGCUGGCGCGGUUGUAUUGUCAUUGCUGGAAGAGAGGGAACGCGGUGGUACCGUUUUUCAAAAUGACGUAGGCGAAUUAUCGUUCAGCGACGGUUUCGUGAAGCUCUCUAUAGAUACAGUAACAUUCUUAGCUAGCAGAUCGGUUAAGAUUAUACAUUAUUCGAACAUCUUAAAUAAGGUUCUGCUCACUAUACACGCUUCUGCAGAUGAGGAGAUAGAAACCAUAAGCAAACAGGAUUACAUCACCGAUUGCUGCAUCGGAUGCGUUUGGAAUAUUUCCGAACCUUCGAUGCCGAAGAAAUUAUUCUACUCGCAAUGUCCUAUUACCGCCUGUUGUUUUCACUUAACGAGUUGCAACACCGUGUUCGCUGGACUCGAGGAUGGGUCGUUGAGUCUCUGGGACCUCAAGGAGGACGAGAUGUGGCAUCAGAAGAUCACGGAUAAAGCUAACGGGUUAGAUUGGGUGAUCAGAACGCCUACUUACACGACAACGGCGGAGUUGGAUGCGCAUACGUCUCAAGUUGUUGCGAUACGCGUACUGUCCAAGAUCGAGACUACGUCUGCUAAAGAGAGCAACAAGUUCGUCCCUAUCCAGAUAUGUAGUUUAGAUGAGGAUGGCUGCUUCAUAAUAUGGAGUAUUGUGCAUAACAUGGGUAUAAAUAUUGACGAUCUGGGACUCUCUCACUGGGGUGACAUAAGAUUUGUAAAGAAUCAGAAAACAUUUUUGACGAAAAAAGACGCAGAAAUCAUGAAUACGUUUGUCGAUAUGCAUGUGGACAGCGCGAACACAAAUAACAUUUAUAUCGCGACUAACAGUACCGAUGUCUUGCAUGCCACUUACAUCGGUAACAGAACUAAUCCAGUGACAUAUAAACCAACUGAGAUAAGUGAAUGCGGUACUUCAACUUGUAUCGACGUUUGUCCUUUCAAUCAAUCCUUUUUCUGGAUCGGCUGUGGCGAUGGAACGAUUCGACUUCAUUACAUAAAUGUGGAGAAACCGAUCGUACAACUGAAAAACGAACAGUAUACGGAUGAGAUUAAAGUUUUGCAAUGGUCGAAAACGAAACCGUUGACUAUAUAUACUCUGGAUAGUAAUUCUCGAAUUCACGUAUGGGAUUUGAGUAAGAGCGAUAUUUGUCCUAUAUACACAUUAUCUAUGAAAAAGUGGGGAAAGAUAAGCAGCAUGCAGCUGUCCCCUUGCAUAAUAGAUCAAGAUAUGGCGAAUCAAUACCUGGCUGUUGGCACGGAGUCUGGUAAUGUGGAGGUACAUAAGCUGAGAAAAGAUUUCUACUACUCAAAGAAGGAGGAAUUUUUACAAGAAUUAAACGUAUUUUCGCGAUACGUUUCGGUAUCAUAAACGAAAAUAGAUAUAUCGUUAAUAAAGCAAGAAUCGUAUAGGCACUAAUAGUUUCUCUAGAAUUACAAUUGUUAUUUCUAGAAAUUGGAUAUAGAAAGAUAUUCACAGAUUUUAUACUUCCAGUGUGUACUUGCAAUUAUUGCAAUAGAUAAUUGAGACUAGUCAUAGAAAAUAAUAUUUAAACACAAGUUGAAAUUUGUUCUCUUAAUUGACAAGGGAUGUACAGCUUUUUAUGUAUAUCCCGAAAUUGUAAUUGUAAGAUUUGCAAAGUAAUAUGUAGUGGUAAUUAUCUUUGAUAACUUUAAAUGAUAUUGAAUUUUUUCAAUGUGCAAUCAAGUACAUUUAAAUUGUUAUAAUUUUAUAUAUCUUAUAUGUAUAACGAAUGAGAUUUUUGUGCACUUAUUCGUAUCUUUCUAUAAUAUACAUAUCACAAUAUUCCGUCCAGGGAAAAUAAGUACCAAUAGAUGUAGAAAAAAAAAUACUAUUCAUAACAUAUUUAUACAUACAUUUAUAUAGUGUGUCGUAUAUAAAUAAGGCUAAAUGAUAAGAUUGUACAAUUGAAAUAUACAUAGAAUUUUAUACAUAGUUUAGCCGAUUUGAUAUCGCGCUUUUUAAUUUAGGUCGGCCAUUAUUGAUAAUACAACAGAUGAUAUGAUUUUAUCUUAAAAAUAAAUGUAGAAAAAAAUUUUUUAUAAAAAACUUUUUCGUUUAAUAA
Molecule: messenger RNA, 3952 nt
Organism: Wasmannia auropunctata (little fire ant)
Lineage: Eukaryota; Metazoa; Arthropoda; Insecta; Hymenoptera; Formicidae
Product: WD repeat-containing protein 60
Exons: 16
Coding region: 289-3237 (982 amino acids)
Biological process (GO): intraciliary transport
Cellular component (GO): cytoplasmic dynein complex
Molecular function (GO): dynein light chain binding; dynein heavy chain binding
Source: RefSeq, a predicted model, not a curated record